Molecule: messenger RNA, 9797 nt
Organism: Saimiri boliviensis boliviensis (Bolivian squirrel monkey)
Lineage: Eukaryota; Metazoa; Chordata; Mammalia; Primates; Cebidae
Source: RefSeq, a predicted model, not a curated record
AUCUCAGACUUCAGUAUCCAGCAAGCUCCUUCAGGCUACAUUAUAUUUGCUCUUUUGGUGAACAAGGUUCACAUAUAUUGCCAAAAUAUGUCCACUCUCCUGGAAAACAUCUUUGGCAUCAUUAACCUUUUCAAGCAAUAUUCAAAAAAAGAUAAAAACACUGAAACACUGAGCAAAAAAGAGCUGAAGGAACUUCUGGAUAAGGAGUUUCGGUCAAUCCUGAAGAAUCCAGAUGACCCAGAUACAGUUGAGGUCUUCAUGGACAACCUGGAUAUAGAUCACAACAAAAAAAUUGACUUCACUGAGUUUCUUCUGAUGAUAUUCAAGUUGGCUAAAGCAUACUAUGAGUUGAACAGAAAACAGAAUUUAUCGACAUCGGGACACAAGCACAAAAGGCACAGUCAUCAUCAUAAACAUGAAGAUGACAAAGAGGAAGAAAAAAAAGGAAAGAAAAUCAGACCCUCAAGUCUGGAAAGAAGAAACAACAGAGAAGAAAACAAGGAAAGAUCCAAGAGCCCAAGAGAAAGAGGGAGAAAAAGACAUGAAUCACUGCCUGAGAAAAGAGGAAGAAAAGAAUAUGCACCUACUGAGAGAGAAGAAAAAUAUAGAAAACAAGACCAUGAGUCAAGUAAUACGAAGAAAAACAAGACUGAAAAUACUGGAGUGGAAGACAAUGAAGAGAAACUAAGCGCAAGUCCCUACGAAAGAGAAGAGGAAGAAGAAUUUCAAUAUGAAAAUACAGGAAGAAUGAUAGAAAAAUGGAGAGAACCAAGAGAUACUGCCACAUAUUACACAAUACAGAAUGAAGUGUAUGAUGCAAAUGAUAACAAAAUAGAAAAAAACAAAAAAUUAAAGGGAGUAAAUACAUCUUAUGAUCAAUCAUCAUCUCAAAGAGAAAGAUCUGGAUAUGCAAAUUCGAGCCAGAAAUCAUCAGGGGGCUCCAGGGCCAGCAGGCGCCGGGGAUCCAGUGUUAGCCAGGAGAGUGACAGUGAGGGACACUCAGAAGACUCCGAGAGGCGGUCUGGGUCUGGUUCCAGACACCAUCACGGGUCCGCUUGGGAGCAGUCGAGAGACGGCUCCAGGCACCGCGGGUCCCAUCACGGAGACGCAGCCGGUCACGGGCACUCGGCAGAAAGAUCCAGACAAUCAGGCGCUCGUCACGCAGACACUUCCUCUCGUGGAUGGGCUGCGUCUUCCCAGGAGCACGCAGCAUCAAGUCCAGGAGGAAGACACGGAUCCCGCCACGAGCAUGCAAGAGACGGCUCCAGAAACUCAGCGUCCCAUGAGGGUCAGGACACCGCUGGUGGACAGUCGGGGUCAAGCAGAGGAGGAAGGCAGGGAUCCCACCACGAGCAGUCGGGAGACAGCUCCGGACACUCAGGGUCCCAUCACCGCCAGACGGCUUCCCAGGGCUGGUCUGAUGCUUCCCGUGGGCAGUCUGGAUCCAGAAGUGCAAGCCGACAAACACGUAGCCAGGAACAGUCAGGAGACGGCCCCAGGCACUCAGGCUCGCAUCACCACGAGGCUUCAACCUGGGCAGACAGCUCCGGACACUCACAGUCGGGCCAGGGACAAUCAGCAGGCUCCAGGGCCAGCAGGCGCCGGGGAUCCAGCGUUAGCCAGGAGAGUGACAGCGAGGGACACUCAGAAGACUCCGAGAGGCGGUCUGGGUCUGGUUCCAGACACCAUCACGGGUCCGCUUGGGAGCAGUCGAGAGACGGCUCCAGGCACCGCGGGUCCCAUCACGGAGACGCAGCCGGUCACGGGCACUCGGCAGAAAGAUCCAGACAAUCAGGCGCUCGUCAGGCAGACACUUCCUCUCGUGGAUGGGCUGCGUCUUCCCAGGAGCACGCAGCAUCAAGUCCAGGAGGAAGACACGGAUCCCGUCACGAGCAUGCAAGAGACGGCUCCAGGCACUCAGCGUCCCAUGAGGGCCAGGACACUGCUGGUGGACAGUCGGGGUCAAGCAGAGGAGGAAGGCAGGGAUCCCACCACGAGCAGUCGGGAGACAGCUCCGGACACUCAGGGUCCCAUCACCGCCAGACGGCUUCCCAGGGCUGGUCUGAUGCUUCCCGUGGGCAGUCUGGAUCCAGAAGUGCAAGCCGACAAACACGUAGCCAGGAACAGUCAGGAGACGGCCCCAGGCACUCAGGCUCGCAUCACCACGAGGCUUCAACCUGGGCAGACAGCUCCGGACACUCACAGUCGGGCCAGGGACAAUCAGCAGGCUCCAGGGCCAGCAGGCGCCGGGGAUCCAGGGUUAGCCAGGAGAGUGACAGCGAGGAACACUCAGAAGACUCCGAGAGGCGGUCUUGGUCUGGUUCCAGACACCAUCACGGGUCCGCUUGGGAGCAGUCGAGAGACGGCUCCAGGCACCGCGGGUCCCAUCACGGAGACGCAGCCGGUCACGGGCACUCGGCAGAAAGAUCCGGACAAUCAGGCGCUCGUCACGCAGACACUUCCUCUCGUGGAUGGGCUGCGUCUUCCCAGGAGCACGCAGCAUCAAGUCCAGGAGGAAGACACGGAUCCCGCCACGAGCAUGCAAGAGACGGCUCCAGGAACUCAGCGUCCCAUGAGGGCCAGGACACUGCUGGUGGACAGUCGGGGUCAAGCAGAGGAGGAAGGCAGGGAUCCCACCACGAGCAGUCGGGAGACAGCUCUGGACACUCAGGGUCCCAUCACCGCCACACAGCUUCCCAGGGCUGGUCUGAUGCUUCCCGUGGGCAGUCUGGAUCCAGAAGUGCAAGCCGACAAACACGUAGCCAGGAACAGUCAGGAGACGGCCCCAGGCACUCAGGCUCGCAUCACCACGAGGCUUCAACCUGGGCAGACAGCUCCGGACACUCACAGUCGGGCCAGGGACAAUCAGCAGGCUCCCGGGCCAGCAGGCGCCAGGAAUCCAGCGUUAGCCAGGAGAGUGACAGCGAGGGACACUCAGAAGACUCCGAGAGGCGGUCUGGGUCUGGUUCCAGAUACCAUCACGAGUCGGCUUGGGAGCAGUCGAGAGACGGCUCCAGGCACCGCGGGUCCCAUCACGGAGACGCAGCCGGUCACGGGCACUCGGCAGAAAGAUCCGGACAAUCAGGCGCUCGUCACGCAGACACUUCCUCUCGUGGAUGGGCUGCGUCUUCCCAGGAGCACGCAGCAUCAAGUCCAGGAGGAAGACAUGGAUCCCGCCACGAGCAUGCAACAGAUGGCUCCAGGAACUCAGCAUACCAUGAGGGCCAGGACACCGCUGGUGGACAGUCGGGGUCAAGCAGAGGAGGAAGGCAGGGAUCCCACCACGAGCAGUCGGGAGACAGCUCCGGACACUCAGGGUCCCAUCACCGCCAGACGGCUUCCCAGGGCUGGUCUGAUGCUUCCCGUGGGCAGUCUGGAUCCAGAAGUGCAAGCCGACAAACACGUAGCCAGGAACAGUCAGGAGACGGCCCCAGGCACUCAGGCUCGCAUCACCACGAGGCUUCAACCUGGGCAGACAGCUCCGGACACUCACAGUCGGGCCAGGGACAAUCAGCAGGCUCCAGGGCCAGCAGGCGCCGGGGAUCCAGCGUUAGCCAGGAGAGUGACAGCGAGGGACACUCAGAAGACUCCGAGAGGCGGUCUGGGUCUGGUUCCAGACACCAUCACGGGUCCGCUUGGGAGCAGUCGAGAGACGGCUCCAGGCACCGCGGGUCCCAUCACGGAGACGCAGCCGGUCACGGGCACUCGGCAGAAAGAUCCAGACAAUCAGGCGCUCGUCAGGCAGACACUUCCUCUCGUGGAUGGGCUGCGUCUUCCCAGGAGCACGCAGCAUCAAGUCCAGGAGGAAGACACGGAUCCCGCCACGAGCAUGCAAGAGACGGCUCCAGGCACUCAGCGUCCCAUGAGGGCCAGGACACUGCUGGUGGACAGUCGGGGUCAAGCAGAGGAGGAAGGCAGGGAUCCCACCACGAGCAGUCGGGAGACAGCUCCGGACACUCAGGGUCCCAUCACCGCCAGACGGCUUCCCAGGGCUGGUCUGAUGCUUCCCGUGGGCAGUCUGGAUCCAGAAGUGCAAGCCGACAAACACGUAGCCAGGAACAGUCAGGAGACGGCCCCAGGCACUCAGGCUCGCAUCACCACGAGGCUUCAACCUGGGCAGACAGCUCCGGACACUCACAGUCGGGCCAGGGACAAUCAGCAGGCUCCCGGGCCAGCAGGCGCCAGGGAUCCAGCGUUAGCCAGGAGAGUGACAGCGAGGAACACUCAGAAGACUCCGAGAGGCGGUCUGGGUCUGGUUCCAGAUACCAUCACGGGUCCGCUUGGGAGCAGUCGAGAGACGGCUCCAGGCACCGCGGGUCCCAUCACGGAGACGCAGCCGGUCACGGGCACUCGGCAGAAAGAUCCGGACAAUCAGGCGCUCGUCACGCAGACACUUCCUCUCGUGGAUGGGCUGCGUCUUCCCAGGAGCACGCAGCAUCAAGUCCAGGAGGAAGACAUGGAUCCCGCCACGAGCAUGCAAGAGACGGCUCCAGGAACUCAGCAUACCAUGAGGGCCAGGACACCGCUGGUGGACAGUCGGGGUCAAGCAGAGGAGGAAGGCAGGGAUCCCACCACGAGCAGUCGGGAGACAGCUCCGGACACUCAGGGUCCCAUCACCGCCAGACGGCUUCCCAGGGCUGGUCUGAUGCUUCCCGUGGGCAGUCUGGAUCCAGAAGUGCAAGCCGACAAACACGUAGCCAGGAACAGUCAGGAGACGGCCCCAGGCACUCAGGCUCGCAUCACCACGAGGCUUCAACCUGGGCAGACAGCUCCGGACACUCACAGUCGGGCCAGGGACAAUCAGCAGGCUCCAGGGCCAGCAGGCGCCGGGGAUCCAGCGUUAGCCAGGAGAGUGACAGCGAGGGACACUCAGAAGACUCCGAGAGGCGGUCUGGGUCUGGUUCCAGACACCAUCACGGGUCCGCUUGGGAGCAGUCGAGAGACGGCUCCAGGCACCGCGGGUCCCAUCACGGAGACGCAGCCGGUCACGGGCACUCGGCAGAAAGAUCCGGACAAUCAGGCGCUCGUCACGCAGACACUUCCUCUCGUGGAUGGGCUGCGUCUUCCCAGGAGCACGCAGCAUCAAGUCCAGGAGGAAGACAUGGAUCCCGCCACGAGCAUGCAACAGAUGCCUCCAGGAACUCAGCAUACCAUGAGGGCCAGGACACCGCUGGUGGACAGUCGGGGUCAAGCAGAGGAGGAAGGCAGGGAUCCCACUACGAGCAGUCGGGAGACAGCUCCGGACACUCAGGGUCCCAUCACCGCCAGACGGCUUCCCAGGGCUGGUCUGAUGCUUCCCGUGGGCAGUCUGGAUCCAGAAGUGCAAGCCGACAAACACGUAGCCAGGAACAGUCAGGAGACGGCCCCAGGCACUCAGGCUCGCAUCACCACGAGGCUUCAACCUGGGCAGACAGCUCCGGACACUCACAGUCGGGCCAGGGACAAUCAGCAGGCUCCAGGGCCAGCAGGCGCCGGGGAUCCAGCGUUAGCCAGGAGAGUGACAGCGAGGGACACUCAGAAGACUCCGAGAGGCGGUCUGGGUCUGGUUCCAGACACCAUCACGGGUCCGCUUGGGAGCAGUCGAGAGACGGCUCCAGGCACCGCGGGUCCCAUCAUGGAGACGCAGCCGGUCACGGGCACUCGGCAGAAAGAUCCAGACAAUCAGGCGCUCGUCACGCAGACACUUCCUCUCGUGGAUGGGCUGCGUCUUCCCAGGAGCACGCAGCAUCAAGUCCAGGAGGAAGACAUGGAUCCCGUCACGAGCAUGCAAGAGACGGCUCCAGGCACUCAGCAUCCCAUGAGGGCCAGGACACCGCUGGUGGACAGUCGGGGUCAAGCAGAGGAGGAAGGCAGGGAUCCCACCACGAGCAGUCGGGAGACAGCUCCGGACACUCAGGGUCCCAUCACCGCCAGACGGCUUCCCAGGGCUGGUCUGAUGCUUCCCGUGGGCAGUCUGGAUCCAGAAGUGCAAGCCGACAAACACGUAGCCAGGAACAGUCAGGAGACGGCCCCAGGCACUCAGGCUCGCAUCACCACGAGGCUUCAACCUGGGCAGACAGCUCCGGACACUCACAGUCGGGCCAGGGACAAUCAGCAGGCUCCAGGGCCAGCAGGCGCCAGGGAUCCAGCGUUAGCCAGGAGAGUGACAGCGAGGGACACUCAGAAGACUCCGAGAGGCGGUCUGGGUCUGGUUCCAGACACCAUCACGGAUCGGCUUGGGAGCAGUCGAGAGACGGCUCCAGGCACCGCGGGUCCCAUCACGGAGACGCAGCCGGUCACGGGCACUCGGCAGAAAGAUCCAGGCAAUCAGGCGCUCGUCACGCAGACACUUCCUCUCGUGGAUGGGCUGCGUCUUCCCAGGAGCACGCAGCAUCAAGUCCAGGAGGAAGACACGGAUCCCACCACGAGCAUGCAAGAGAUGGCUCCAGGAACUCAGCAUACCAUGAGGGCCAGGACACCGCUGGUGGACAGUCGGGGUCAAGCAGAGGAGGAAGGCAGGGAUCCCACCACGAGCAGUCGGGAGACAGCUCCGGACACUCAGGGUCCCAUCACCGCCACACAGCUUCCCAGGGCUGGUCUGAUGCUUCCCGUGGGCAGUCUGGAUCCAGAAGUGCAAGCCGACAAACACGUAGCCAGGAACAGUCAGGAGACGGCCCCAGGCACUCAGGCUCGCAUCACCACGAGGCUUCAACCUGGGCAGACAGCUCCGGACACUCACAGUCGGGCCAGGGACAAUCAGCAGGCUCCAGGGCCAGCAGGCGCCAGGGAUCCAGCGUUAGCCAGGAGAGUGACAGCGAGGGACACUCAGAAGACUCCGAGAGGCGGUCUGGGUCUGGUUCCAGAUACCAUCACGAGUCGGCUUGGGAGCAGUCGAGAGACGGCUCCAGGCACCGCGGGUCCCAUCACGGAGACGCAGCCGGUCACGGGCACUCGGCAGAAAGAUCCAGACAAUCAGGCGCUCGUCACGCAGACACUUCCUCUCGUGGAUGGGCUGCGUCUUCCCAGGAGCACGCAGCAUCAAGUCCAGGAGGAAGACAUGGAUCCCGCCACGAGCAUGCAACAGAUGGCUCCAGGAACUCAGCAUACCAUGAGGGCCAGGACACCGCUGGUGGACAGUCGGGGUCAAGCAGAGGAGGAAGGCAGGGAUCCCACCACGAGCAGUCGGGAGACAGCUCCGGACACUCAGGGUCCCAUCACCGCCAGACGGCUUCCCAGGGCUGGUCUGAUGCUUCCCGUGGGCAGUCUGGAUCCAGAAGUGCAAGCCGACAAACACGUAGCCAGGAACAGUCAGGAGACGGCCCCAGGCACUCAGGCUCGCAUCACCACGAGGCUUCAACCUGGGCAGACAGCUCCGGACACUCACAGUCGGGCCAGGGACAAUCAGCAGGCUCCCGGGCCAGCAGGCGCCGGGGAUCCAGUGUUAGCCAGGAGAGUGACAGCGAGGGACACUCAGAAGACUCCGAGAGGCGGUCUGGGUCUGGUUCCAGAUACAAUCACGAGUCGGCUUGGGAGCAGUCGAGAGACGGCUCCAGGCACCGCGGGUCCCAUCACGGAGACGCAGCCGGUCACGGGCACUCGGCAGAAAGAUCCAGACAAUCAGGCGCUCGUCACGCAGACACUUCCUCUCGUGGAUGGGCUGCGUCUUCCCAGGAGCACGCAGCAUCAAGUCCAGGAGGAAGACAUGGAUCCCGUCACGAGCAUGCAAGAGACGGCUCCAGGCACUCAGCGUCCCAUGAGGGCCAGGACACUGCUGGUGGACAGUCGGGGUCAAGCAGAGGAGGAAGGCAGGGAUCCCACCACGAGCAGUCGGGAGACAGCUCCGGACACUCAGGGUCCCAUCACCGCCAGACGGCUUCCCAGGGCUGGUCUGAUGCUUCCCGUGGGCAGUCUGGAUCCAGAAGUGCAAGCCGACAAACACGUAGCCAGGAACAGUCAGGAGACGGCCCCAGGCACUCAGGCUCGCAUCACCACGAGGCUUCAACAUGGGCAGACAGCUCCGGACACUCACAGUCGGGCCAGGGACAAUCAGCAGGCUCCAGGGCCAGCAGGCGCCGGGGAUCCAGCGUUAGCCAGGAGAGUGACAGCGAGGAACACUCAGAAGACUCCGAGAGGCGGUCUGGGUCUGGUUCCAGACACCAUCACGGGUCCGCUUGGGAGCAGUCGAGAGACGGCUCCAGGCACCGCGGGUCCCAUCAUGGAGACGCAGCCGGUCACGGGCACUCGGCAGAAAGAUCCGGACAAUCAGGCGCUCGUCACGCAGACACUUCCUCUCGUGGAUGGGCUGCGUCUUCCCAGGAGCACGCAGCAUCAAGUCCAGGAGGAAGACACGGAUCCCGCCACGAGCAUGCAAGAGACGGCUCCAGACAUGAGGGUCAGGACACCGCUUGUGGACAGUCAGGGUCAAGCAGAGGAGGAAGGCAGGAAUCCCACCACGAACAGUCAGGAGACAACUCCGGACACUCAGGGUCCCAUCACCGCCACACGGCUUCCCAGGGCUGGUCUGAUGCUUCCCGUGGGCAGUCUGGAUCCAGAAGUGCAAGCCGACAAACACCUAGCCAGGAACAGUCAGCAGACGGCCCCAGGCACUCAGGCUCGCAUCACCACGAGGCUUCAACCCGGGCAGACAGCUCCAGACACUCACAGUCAGGCCAGGGACAAUCAGCAGGCUCCAGGGCCAGUAGGCGCUGGGAAUCCAGCGUUAGCCAGGAGAGUGACAGCGAGGGACACUCAGAAGACUCUGAGAGGCGGUCUGGGUCUGGUUCCAGACACCAUCAUGGGUCCGCUCGGGAGCAGUCGAGAAAUGGCUCUAGGCACUCCGAGUUCCAAGAGGCCGAUAGAGCUGGUAAAGGGCACUCUUCCUCUGUACCGUCCGACUCUAGUACCAGCAAGGAACAUGCUCACUCUAGCAGUCUUUCACAGGAUUCUGAAUAUUUGUCACGAAUACAGUCACGUGGCAAUGAUACUUCUUGUUCUCAUAAGUUGCACUCUGAUAGUACUGAAAGGCAUGGAGGUCAAUCAGGUUUAGUUUGGAGACAUGGCAGCUAUGGCAGUGCAGAUUAUGAUUAUGGUCAAGCUGGGUUUAGUCACUCUCAGGAUGGAAGUGUUAGUUACAAUUCCAACCCUGAGGUUUUUAAGGAAAGAUACAAAAUCAAAAAAGCAAGGUCAUUUGUUGAAGAUCAUCCAAGGUUUUAUGCAACGUAUAUUAACAGGUACCCAGGUUUAUAUGGGCGUUCAACUGAUAUGUCAAAGCAGCUGGGAUUUAGUCAGUCACAGAGAUACUAUUUCUAUGAGUAAGAAACAAAUAUCAAAAGAAUUUGUCCAAGAAUAGAAGAACCAAGCAAAAACCCUUUCAAUCUAGACACUUCAUAAUACUUUCAGGGAGGUUAUUUUUUCCUGUCAAUCUGUUUAAAAUAUACUACAGUAUUUCAUUGACUUGGUGGUAGUUUAUUUUUAGUAUGUAUUCUUUAAGCUUUAUAUUUUUGAAGUUUUAAAUUUAAGGAAUCAGUAGUAUGGAGAGCUAACUUUAGAAAAGUAGGAGUAUUUUAGGAGAUUGGGAGUCAAGUAAUAUUUCAUGUUUUUGAGAGUUUAAGUUUUAGAUAUUCUCCAAAUUUCUAAAUCAAUGUUUUCCAGAAAUAUUGAAGACGCUAGAAAUAUAAAACUAUUCUUUUGCAUACCAAAGUGUGUAUAUCAACAUUAGGGCUUAGGACAUCUUCCUCUAUUCUUUUUCUAUUGGAAUUCUAUUAUUCUGUAUUCAAAAAAAUAAUCUUGGACAUAAUUGUUAUUUUAUUAAACUGCAU